AUGUUUACGGGAACUUACCAUCCAGGAUUGAAUGUCCACGCCAGAUUUAAUGGAAAAAUAUCGUGUACACUUAAGAAAGACACUCCUGCUGGAACGCUCAGCUUUUUUGAUACGCUCGAUGCUCAAUCAAAACGCCAAUUUAGUCUCUUAAAAGACAAUCCGGCCAUGAGUAAUUAUGAGAUCUUCCUGAGGAAUGCUGUUCGGUUCCCAGCAGUUAUUCAACGUGGAAUCUUUAUACCUGCUCAUGGAAUUCCCUUCGAUCAUUGUUGUACUCUAAACACCAUCGGCAUUUUUACGCCUGGCACAAAUAAAAUUGAGAUCCGUCUUAUCAAGCCUGUCAUGGCGCUAGAAAUAAUUACCGUUUGCUAUUGCCCCGCGACUUUCCUGAAAACCUUCAUGCUUCGUGGCUCGAAGAGAGCGAGGGUAUCGAGCUUCGAUCCUUUCGCUCUCCUCGAUCGAAGGGCUCGAGAGGCCAAGCCUUCGAGCUCUUCGAGUCCUCGCAUCACGUGUUAUUACUAA
Messenger RNA from Sclerotinia sclerotiorum 1980 UF-70, 519 nucleotides. RefSeq lists its product with no specific name. The transcript has 3 exons. The coding region runs from base 1 to 519 and encodes 172 amino acids. The record is from RefSeq and is a predicted model, not a curated record. Lineage: Eukaryota; Fungi; Ascomycota; Leotiomycetes; Helotiales; Sclerotiniaceae.